GCCCAGCAGCCGCACUCACGGCGGGAGCUCCCGAGGCCGGUCAGGCUCAGCACCCAGCCGCCCUCCGAGGCUCCGCUCCCCGCGCCCUGCGCCCUCCUGCCUGUCCGCCUCCAGCAGCACAGCCGGCCCCAGCAUGACGGACCAGUCGACCUUCGACACCAACAUCGUCACCCUGACCCGCUUCGUCAUGGAGGAGGGCAGGAAGGCCCGCGGCACCGGCGAGAUGACCCAGCUGCUCAACGCGCUCUGCACCGCGGUCAAGGCCAUCUCCACGGCCGUGCGCAAGGCGGGCAUCGCGCACCUCUAUGGGAUUGCUGGCUCUACCAACGUGACGGGUGACCAAGUGAAGAAGCUGGACGUCCUCUCCAAUGACAUGGUCAUCAACGUGUUGCGGGCAUCCUUUGCCACCUGCGUCCUUGUGUCGGAAGAAGAUAAACAAGCCAUCAUUAUAGAACCUGAGAAAAGGGGUAAAUAUGUGGUCUGUUUUGAUCCCCUUGAUGGAUCCUCCAACAUCGAUUGCCUUGUGUCCAUUGGAACCAUUUUUGGCAUCUACAGAAAGAACUCUACCGACGAGCCUUCCGAGAAGGACGCCCUGCAGCCGGGCCGGAACCUGGUGGCAGCCGGCUACGCCCUCUAUGGCAGUGCCACCAUGCUGGUGCUGGCCAUGGCCUGUGGGGUCAACUGCUUCAUGCUGGACCCGGCCAUCGGCGAGUUCAUUCUGGUGGACAAGGAUGUGAAGAUCAAAAAGAAAGGGAACAUCUACAGCCUCAACGAGGGCUACGCCAAGGACUUCGAGCCCGCGGUCACCGAGUACGUCCAGAGGAAGAAGUUCCCCCUGGAUAACUCGGCCCCCUACGGCUCCAGGUACGUGGGCUCCAUGGUGGCCGAUGUGCACCGCACCCUGGUGUACGGCGGGAUCUUCCUGUACCCCGCCAACAGGAAGAGCCCCAAAGGAAAGCUGAGACUGCUGUACGAAGGUAACCCAAUGGCCUAUGUCAUCGAGAAGGCUGGAGGAUUGGCUACCACUGGGAAGGAAGCUAUACUGGACAUCGUUCCCACUGACAUCCACCAGAGGGCGCCAGUCAUCUUGGGGUCCCCUGAAGACGUGACUGAGUUCUUGGAGAUAUAUAAGAAGCAUACUGCCAAAUGAAGAGCUGACCUUGCCCUCAUUAAAAACAAACAAGCAAACAAACAAACAAACAAACAAACAAAAAACACCUUUUAUCUGGACUUUUACCUCGCAUAGCGCCACGCCGUUCUGACUGCAUUCUGCAUUCCUAGGCAGCAGAAAUAGAAAGCACAGGUAUCUUCACCAUCAAGUGCUCUGUAAUGCGCCUGGUGCUGCCUAACCAAAAUGCUAUCUGUAUAAUGCUACUGGUGAUCAAGAUAUAUUUUGAAUAGAUAGAGGAGAAAUAAACAUAUUUUUCCUUUUCCUAAAA
Molecule: messenger RNA, 1439 nt
Organism: Pipistrellus kuhlii (Kuhl's pipistrelle)
Lineage: Eukaryota; Metazoa; Chordata; Mammalia; Chiroptera; Vespertilionidae
Gene: FBP1
Product: fructose-bisphosphatase 1
Exons: 7
Coding region: 134-1150 (338 amino acids)
Biological process (GO): fructose metabolic process; fructose 1,6-bisphosphate metabolic process; fructose 6-phosphate metabolic process
Cellular component (GO): cytoplasm; cytosol
Molecular function (GO): fructose 1,6-bisphosphate 1-phosphatase activity
Source: RefSeq, a predicted model, not a curated record